Myotis brandtii (Brandt's bat) is the source of this 1161-nucleotide messenger RNA. It is a transcript of the gene WFIKKN2, whose product is annotated as WAP, follistatin/kazal, immunoglobulin, kunitz and netrin domain containing 2. Lineage: Eukaryota; Metazoa; Chordata; Mammalia; Chiroptera; Vespertilionidae. Gene Ontology annotation, biological process: negative regulation of transforming growth factor beta receptor signaling pathway. Gene Ontology annotation, cellular component: extracellular region. The coding region runs from base 1 to 996 and encodes 331 amino acids. Gene Ontology annotation, molecular function: serine-type endopeptidase inhibitor activity; transforming growth factor beta binding; receptor antagonist activity. The transcript is spliced from 5 exons. The record is from RefSeq and is a predicted model, not a curated record.
AUGCCGCCCCCGAGAGGGAGAAGGGUGCUGCUGCUGCUGCUCGGGGUGCCCCCGAGAGGCCUGGCACUGCCGCCCAUCCGCUAUUCCCACGCUGGCAUCUGCCCCAACGACAUGAACCCCAACCUCUGGGUGGAUGCCCAGAGCACCUGCAAGCGGGAGUGUGAGACGGACCAGGAAUGUGAGACCUACGAGAAGUGCUGCCCCAACGUGUGUGGGACCAAGAGCUGCGUGGCGGCCCGCUACAUGGACGUGAAGGGGAAGAAGGGCCCGGUGGGCAUGCCCAAGGAGGCCACCUGCGACCACUUCAUGUGCCUGCAGCAGGGCUCCGAGUGCGACAUCUGGGACGGCCAGCCCGUGUGCAAGUGCAGAGACCGCUGCGAGAAGGAGCCCAGCUUCACCUGCGCCUCGGACGGCCUCACCUACUACAACCGCUGCUACAUGGACGCGGAGGCCUGCUCCAAGGGCAUCACGCUGGCCGUGGUCACCUGCUGGCUGCAGCCCCCCGACAGCGAGGACUGUGGCGAGGAGCAGACGCGCUGGCACUUUGACGCCCAGGCCAACAACUGCCUCACCUUCACCUUCGGCCACUGCCACCGCAACCGCAACCACUUCGAGACCUACGAGGCCUGCGCGCGGGCCAGCUUCUGCCGGAGCGACUUUGUCAUCUUGGGCCGAGUCUCCGAGCUGACCGAGGAGCCCGACGCGGGCCGCGCCCUGGUGACCGUGGACGAGGUCCUGAAGGAUGAGAAGAUGGGCCUCAAGUUCCUGGGCCGGGAGCCGCUGGAGGUCACUCUGCUCCACGUGGACUGGACCUGCCCCUGCCCCAACGUGACGGUGGGCGAGACGCUGCUCAUCAUCAUGGGGGAGGUGGAGGGCGGCAUGGCCAUGCUGAGGCCCGACAGCUUCGUGGGAGCGUCCAGCAGCCGGCGGGUUCGGAAGCUGCGCGAGGUCCUGCACAAGAAGACCUGCGAGGUCCAGCCACCCGCCACUACGUGAAGGAUUCGGGAACCCCUGUCAGCUCUGCCGCUGCCCCCCAGUCCCUCCGCAGCCCUUCGUUCUGCACACGCCCCUCCAAAACCGAUGAAGCUCAUUGUGGGGCCUUCGUUUCUUCCUCAGACGUAGGAGGAAGAAGCCAAUUAAAAGCUCAUAGUAUGAACAGGC